Molecule: messenger RNA, 2364 nt
Organism: Colletotrichum spaethianum
Lineage: Eukaryota; Fungi; Ascomycota; Sordariomycetes; Glomerellales; Glomerellaceae
Exons: 1
Coding region: 1-2364 (787 amino acids)
Source: RefSeq, a predicted model, not a curated record
AUGCAGAACUUUCGACCGGUCCGGCCUGACGAGGCUCGGAGAUCCGAAGUCAGCAGCCUGGGAUCGUUUUCUACCCGCGACUCUACGGCCUACGAGCUUGAACCACAGGGCCACUACCUCAACAACUCCAGCUCAGACGAACCGCAGGAAGUCCAUGUUCCCGAUGACGCGAGAGUCGAAUGCCAUGCUAAGACUCAUCUCCUCCAAACGGCAGAGUUCGUUCCCAGCGACAAUGACGAGAACUCGAGACGCAGCCAGUGGAGAGCCCUCGGGACGUUGGGCCUUUGCAUCAUGGUCUUCGGGACUCUCCUCAUUGCUGCGGCCGUCAUUCUCCUGGGCUGCUUUUGGCAGAUGUCGAUGCGUGCCAGAGAUGGCGAGAUCGUGCAUUCCCAGAUCUGGAAUCGCGUCAUCUUCUCGGACUGGGCGUCCAGGUUUGUCACCAUCACCGCGGCUGUGCUGCGCGUAAGCCUAGCACUUCAGAUGGGUGUUUUCACCGCAAUGAUAGCGUCCCUCAUGAUCGAAAGGGCCGGUGUUCCCAUCAGCUCAGCUCCGCUCAUGUCAAUGCUCAGGGCUGUGUCUGCUUCGCCAUACAAUCUCAUCACCUGGACGACGUUUUCUAUGCCUUGGCGGAAUAGACUCAUCUACACUGUCGCUAUUGUUGUUUCGGUUCUUUUGGUAGCCGGUUUUCAGUUCGCCUCAACAGCAUUACUAUCCGACUUCGCCGCAGUGAACGUGACUGCACCACAGACGACCGCCGAUGUGUCACUGUACGGCGAUAGCGACAUUAGCGGCUACGACCCCCUCCAGGGGUCGAAACUCUGGAAUUCGCAGCCAUGGACAUACUUCCGAUUUGCCGAGCACCCAAGAACACCUCGUAGCGAGCAGCUGUCUGAUCGCUACGAAGACACCGGGAGUAUUUUACGGGCACUUCCACCUUUUGAGGCCGAAACAAGCCGCAGUCGUUUGCGGAGAUAUCAGGGACCGGCGGCUGUUCUCGACUCAAGGGUAGUCUGCGUUCGACCCAACAUUACAGACGUCGAUGUCUCUCUCGAAGGUUAUAGCAGCGGGGGUGGUAGCGGCCAACCCUCUUUCGAGGAGUUCUUCGCAAGAGGCAGUUUCGGCUUUCUUGACGAUUUCGACGGCCUAAUCGUUAAGCCACCGUCCAGUUUCGACAGGUGGGCAUUCAGCUGCGUUGUGCCUGGUGGAGACACGCAGAAUAAGACGUGGGAUAUCUCGAUAUGCUCGCCCAGUAGUUACAGCAGUGGAAGUUUAUACCAAGGCUUGCCCGUACUUUCCAACAGCUCCUUUGGCGCCACCCAAAGCCGUUUGGGCACCGACAUCUUUCUCAUGUUUAAAAGCACUGGGUCAGCAGAAUCCUGGCGACAGAUUCUGCAACAGUUCGGAAAGGUGACUAUCACAGAUUAUGCAAGCAACAGCGCUGUUUGGGAAGCCGACGCCGCAAACUGGACAACAUCCACGGAUGGAAUAUGGGCACGCGUCCACCUGCCGGAGACAAAUUACAGCAUGUCGGUCAGCGCAUGUUUUACCACUCUGGGGGCCACUUUUCUCAACGUUAGCAUGUCUAGCGAGAGCAACGAGCCAGAGCCGAGCUUGUCCUGGGACAACGCCACUGCUCAAUUCAACGUCGAUGUCAUUCGAAACAGAUAUUCCACCCCCGGGAAUGGAACCCUUUCGAGCGACUCACGGGGCAUUCUCACGCUUGAUUCUUGGGAGAGUGAACAUGACGCUGAGAGAGUAAAACUUUCCGCCAGCUCUACUCGCCUGCCCUCCAUGAGCAAAUUUAAAUAUGAGGUUAACUUGUUGCCAUGCGGUACUCUGAAAGCAGGACCGACGGGCGGCGACUCUUCACGUGCUUUGCACUAUGCUCAUUCGACACUCUUUCAAGACGUCAUGAAGACGACCGGAAGCUUGGCGGAGGCUCUACAGGCAGUUUUGACAGUCACGCGGCAGAUGGAAUAUUACGAAUAUGUUCCUCAAUUUCGACGCCAAUGGUCAUCGCCGGCCUCGUACAUCAUGGCUGAAGAAAAGGUCAUGCCUGUUCAAUGGCUGGGGUUCAGCAUCGUCGUUGGCAUGGUUGGGAUCCACUUCUUCCUGCUCCUUUGUACAACAACGCUCUUCCUGACGCUUACACAAGCUAGUUGGAUAGGCAAUGUCUGGAUGUCCAUCAGCCAGGCUGUUUCAGCCGAGACUGAGGACAUCAUUCAGAAGUCUACCCGUAAAGACGACGAGGAGGUUGAAAAAAUGAUACGGGAAGCAAGCAAUAAGUCUGAUUCGGGACUGAGGAACCGGGUGAAGGUCCAGCGGAAUAAGACAAAUAAAAGACAUGAGAUCAUUUCCUUUUAG